AUGAAGAGAAGAGUAAUCACAUUAAUCCUCAUAUUUUCAAUUAUCCUCGUUAUGAUUCCAUUUGUUGUUUGGCUAAUUGGAAAUGAUAGAUAUUCUUUUACAAUAGACAAAAUGAAUAAUCCUUCAAAUAUUAAACCUAUUUUUCAUCUUAAACCUUCAUUAUUUUGUGAUCAAUUAAAGUUAAAAUCAGCAGAAAUAAUUGUUUACUGUUCUGGUUUCAUAUCAACUGAAGUUCCUGGCCAAUAUAAUGUUGAGGUAGAAGAAAACAAACAUGAAUCAAAAUUAUAUAUUUCUAAUGAACGAACAUUAAAAUAUACUUCCAAUAAUGUUAAUAUAUUAUCAGAGUUAUUGCUUGAACUUUUCCCACAAUUUCCUCCAAAAGUAUUACAUUCAAGGGAAAUAUCAGAUUGGUGUUUUACGUUAUCAAGUGAAAACAGUAUUUAUCAAACAAAUAUUUUAAAAAUUAUUAAUAAACUUCAGUCCUAUUUCCCACUUCAUUAUCGUUUCACUUCUAUAACAGAAAAGCAACAUUCAACAGAAUUAAAUUAUGCUGACAUGAAUUGUUUAUAUCGAUUUAAUUUAUUACUUUCAUCAAAUAUCACUCACUUACAUUUCGAAAAUUACAAAGCAACUGGUCCAUUAAAUUAUGUGGAAAAAUCAGUUGUAGGUUACUUCAGACAUAUAUUAGAAAUUCCUACAAUUAAAAAUCCAUUAAUUGUCACUGAUUAUUCUCAUUCAAACGGAUUCCUUUCAUUAGAAUUGGAUAAUGUUAUGAGGCAGUUAACAGUAGAACAAUUAUAUACAACGAUUUCUCUUAUUCAUUCUUUUGAAGAAAUUACUAAAGAAGAGAUUUUUGUUCCCCUUCCUAAAUCAUUAGCAGAUAAAGCCACUUCCAUUCCACCUCAGUUAAAUCAAAUACUCCUUUCUCAAGACCUUUUCUCUGCUUUCUCUAAGUCACAAGAUUUAAUGGCAGAGGCUCAUACAGUUGCUUAUUCAGAAGAUUUCUUUGCAAUUCUCUUCUUCCCAAUAGAACAUAAAAUUGCUUGUCUUCUUCCUCUCUUUGGUCCAGUCCUUCUUUUAUUGAUUAAGUCAUUAUUCCAGACUUACAAAAAAUAA
Molecule: messenger RNA, 1116 nt
Organism: Entamoeba dispar SAW760
Lineage: Eukaryota; Evosea; Mastigamoebida; Endamoebidae
Exons: 1
Coding region: 1-1116 (371 amino acids)
Biological process (GO): attachment of GPI anchor to protein
Cellular component (GO): GPI-anchor transamidase complex
Source: RefSeq, a predicted model, not a curated record